Molecule: messenger RNA, 12045 nt
Organism: Echinococcus granulosus
Lineage: Eukaryota; Metazoa; Platyhelminthes; Cestoda; Cyclophyllidea; Taeniidae
Product: Dynein heavy chain 7, axonemal
Exons: 44
Coding region: 1-12045 (4014 amino acids)
Biological process (GO): microtubule-based movement
Cellular component (GO): dynein complex
Molecular function (GO): ATP binding; dynein intermediate chain binding; minus-end-directed microtubule motor activity
Source: RefSeq, a predicted model, not a curated record
AUGGAUGACUGCACGAACCUAAAAACACGCCGACCUCGGCACAAAGUAGCCAGGUCAGUGAUCAUCGAUUCAACAGUGCCCCACUCAUAUAUAAACUUGGGUGGUAUCACUUCACCACCACUAGGUCGUCGCUUGGGCUUACUUCGUCUUUUAUUGAUGGUAGACCCUUGGUAUCAACGAGCUUUAAAGCACAAAAAGAAGGACGUAGAGGAAGAUACUUUCCUAUUACCAUCCAUUGAACCAAAGCGCGUGAAGCCCACAUGGGCAGGCACUUCACCAUCCUUCAUAGAUUCAAAUAAGCGUAUAUUAGGACCGCCCAUUGCAGUCGAUGUCAUAGGCGUUAUUACUAGUAAACGCCCUACGAAAGUCCGCAAGUCGAAAGAUGAUAUAAAGUAUGAAUCGAGCAAACGCAAGAAAAAGGAACAGGAGUCUUUUAGGAAAUACCUUGUCGAUAUAAUCACCAAAGGAAAGCAGCCUAUUAUUGAGAGCUAUGUUAGCAAGAAUCUUCCUCCACUGACUGAAGAAGGAACUGGAGUUGGCAUUAGUCAACGGGAGAGGAGCAUUGCUGCGGAAGCAAACGAAAAGCUGAUGGAACAGAUUGAAGACGAGAUUCGUGAGGACUAUCUGCUGAGCGUGAAAAAGGCAAUAGUGGACUUUGUUUUAAAGGAUCCCUCGGAUCCCAACAUAGACGGUCUCCACAAGCAGGAUACGGAAGAGACAGCUGCAAAGUUGGAACACCGUCGCGAGCUAGAGGUUGUGCCCAAGCCGUGGCACAGCUCCUUCCUCAAUGCACAACGCUUCUGUCGGGUACACUUGCAUGUAACCAAUCGGUGCAUGCUCCAAGUUCUCGAUCUCUGGUUCUCACAAUUUCAUGAGCUUCGUCUCAUUGAUCCUCAUGAAUUCUACAAAAAAACCUCCGCAAUGGAGCUCUCUACAUUCCAACAUGCCUGUGUUAAAAAUAUAGACUCUGCCAAGGAAAUACUACUGAAGAACGAAAUGACCAGACUGGAGGAGUUCUUCCGGUGCGCAGCUGUGCUAAUGACUGGCAGCUUGCAACUACUGGGCCUAAAUUCUAUGCAGGACUUUACUCUUUUGCUCUGCAGUCCACCUCGCUUGUAUGAGCGAAUUACUGCCGAUAAGCAAUUCAGUGGACAUAUAAGCUUCGCAAGACCAAAGACUGAUAAUUCCGAACAAAUGUCUGGAUUUAUUCUUCGAUUGGUGCUAGAGGAUAAGCAGAUUAAAUUCGAUCCAACAAUAGAGGAGUUCGAAGAAAGCAUGAUGAGUCUGUUUGACAGGAUGCUCCAGGUGGUUCAGAGCAUCCCUCGCAUCGAGACCCGGUUGUACGCCGAUUGGCAAGGUGUUGGUGGGGAAAAGGUCACUCUACACCCCGUAAUCCUUCCUGAGGUUUUUGAAUCCUACAAGAACCAGGUCAAAACUACACUCAAAAAAGAGUCACGUGGACCAGAGCAUUACCUUCAAACGUAUAAUAAAUACGGAUUUCUUAUAAAUCGACAGGCUGAGCUAGACAUCGAAGCUCUUCUCAACCCAAGUGAGUCAUCUUCGUCUGACUUGGAAAAAAAGCGUCGUGGGGAUGGAAGUAGCAGCGAUGAAACCGUUGAGGAGGGCAAUGAACUGGAGUCCUUGGAGGAUGCCGAUGGAGAGAGAGAGAAGGACCACGUUCAACAUGCAGAUAACGUCAACGAAGGACCCAAGGGGCCUUCCUUUGACGAUUUGACAGGAGAGCUGUUGCGCUACCGCCACCUUACUAAGAAGAUCCAGUACGAGUCCCGUCGCACCAUCCGCCUCGGUUUGUUCGAGGUGCACGCGGACGAGUUGAUUCGCGCCCUCGUGAAGAGGGCCGAGGGCAUCGCUGACAAGGUUCUGGAUCGCAUUCUCGAGGAACAUCGGAACAUUAAUCGAUCUCUCAUCCGACAGUACGAGGACAUCGCAUUUAAAGCCUUAUCCAUCCCAGCCAAUACGGCUGAAAUGAUGGAUUUAAUAGAGUACGUCAAAAAGACGGAAACUCUUACCAUGGCACGAAUGGAGCGUGAGUUGGACCAUUCCAAAGAUCGACUUCUCUUUCUCAUGGACCAUGCACAAAUGAAUCCCUCUGAUAUGCGGAUGAUCGGCCAAGUCUUCGAGUGGCACUCGCGCAUGGUUGACAUUUUCGAUGAGCAUCGAAAUAUAAUGCGUCAGAAACGCGUUGAGUUUGAAAACAAUCUGCGCUAUCGGAGGGAGCGGUUCCAUGAAGAAUUGGAUAGUUACCGAAAACAGGUGGAGGAAUUUCAGCAUUUUGGGGACAUGCAAGAGAUGGUGCGCUAUCUCAAGAAAGCACAAGCUCUAGACGAACGACUGGAGGUAGCCCUGACCAAAAUUGAUUCUUUUAAUGCUGAGGAGACUGCCUUUGGUUGGACCUUGACCAACUAUCCUUUGAGAUUGGAAACCCAGAAUAUUCUAAAGCCCUACCUCAGGCUUUAUGAGACUACUGUAGAGUUCAAUAACAAGAGCAAAGAAUGGAUGGAUGGCCCCAUGGAGAAGGUAGAUCCAGAGGCCGUUGAUGCCGACGUUGCAAACUACCAUCGGGCCUUAUUUAAGUUAGAAAAGACCUUUGAACAAGUUCCAGCUCCGCGUAAAAUCGCCAGUAAAGUGCGGCUCAGAGUGGAGGAAUUCAAGGAACACCUACCACUGGUGAUGACACUGUUUAAUCCAGGUUUGAAGGAGAGACAUUGGCAACAGAUUUCCGACGUUGUGGGAUACACCCUUCGCAACGAGGAGGGCAUGUGUUUGGCUAAACUAAUCGACAUGAAUCUCGAAGGCUUCAUCCCUAAAUUUGAGGCCAUCUCUGAGGCUGCUACCAAGGAGUACAACCUAGAAAAGGCUUUAGCCAAAAUGAAGAAGGAAUGGGAACCGCUUGAAUUCACACUCUUGCCGUAUCGAGACAGUGGUACCCACAUUGUAUCGGCAGUUGAUGACAUUCAACUUAUCCUCGAUGAUCACAUUGUGAAGUCACAGACAAUGCGUGGAUCACCCUUCAUCAAACCCUUUGAGAAUGAAAUAAGGGAAUGGGAAGCAACUCUCGUAUUAACCCAAGACGUUUUGGAUGCCUGGCUCAAGGUGCAGGCGACAUGGCUUUAUCUCGAGCCCAUCUUCAGUUCACCAGACAUAAUGGCCCAAAUGCCCGACGAAAGUCGCAAAUUCACAUCUGUGGACAAGACAUGGAAGGAACUCAUGAAGCUCGCUGUCGCUGAUCCGCAUGUCCUUGCAGUCAUCAAAAUCGACAAGAUGUUGGAAAAGUUGCGCAAAGCGAAUGACUUCCUCGAAAUCAUCCUCAAGGGUUUAAAUGCAUAUUUAGAGAAAAAGCGCCUCUGUUUUCCUCGUUUCUUUUUCCUCUCCAACGAUGAGCUACUUGAAAUCCUCUCCGAGACCAAGGAUCCAACCCGUGUCCAGCCCCAUCUGAAAAAGUGUUUUGAAGGCAUUGCGCGGCUUAAUUUUACGGCGGAUCUGGAGAUCACACACAUACGCAGCAGUGAAGAUGAGGUGGUCAUGUUGAAGGAUGUCAUCUCAACUGCAAAGGCACGCGGAGCGGUCGAGAAGUGGCUUAUUGAACUGGAAAGUGAUAUGACCGCAUCAGUACGCUUAAAUAUCUUCAACUGCCUUGAGGACUAUGUGCAGACUGAGAACACGAGACAAAUUGAGGAGAUUGUUGAGAUGGUGCGUGGUAAGCUUUCAAAGCAGAACCGGACGACACUGCAGGCACUGAUAGUCCUGACCGUGCACGCACGUGAUGUGGUGCAAACACUGGUGGAUGAGAAGGUCAAAAGUGACACAGAGUUCCCUUGGCUCAGUCAACUACGCUACUACUGGGAAAACGACCAAUUGAAAACACGCAUGAUUAACUCGUCUCUUGCUUACGGUUACGAGUACUUGGGUAACACUACCCGCCUGGUCAUCACCCCACUGACGGACCGAUGCUACCGCACGCUGUUUGGGGCUCUUCACCUCCACCUAGGUGGCGCUCCCGAAGGUCCCGCAGGCACAGGGAAAACGGAAACCACGAAAGAUCUCGCCAAGGCUGUCGCCAAGCAGUGCGUCGUUUUUAACUGUUCUGACGGUCUUGACUACAUCUCUCUGGGCAAGUUCUUCAAGGGUUUGGCUUCCUGUGGCGCUUGGUCGUGCUUUGAUGAGUUCAACCGGAUUGAUUUGGAGGUGUUGUCUGUUGUCGCCCAGCAGAUCUUGACCAUUCAGAUAGCUAUAAAUUCUGGAAAAGAUAAACUCGUUUUUGAAGGCACGGAACUCACCCUCGACCCAACAUGUGCUGUCUUCAUUACCAUGAACCCAGGGUACGCCGGUCGUUCAGAAUUACCGGACAACUUGAAGGCACUCUUCCGUUCGGUGGCGAUGAUGGUACCAGACUAUGCAAUGAUCGCUGAAAUUUCGCUAUAUUCCUGUGGAUUUGUCACUGCUCGGCCGUUGGCUGUCAAGAUUGUUGCCACCUAUCGGUUAUGCUCUGAACAGCUUUCUAGCCAACCCCACUACGAUUAUGGCAUGAGGGCCGUUAAAUCUGUGCUUACCGCAGCCGGCAACUUGAAGCUCCAAUACCCAGAUGACAAUGAAGAUGUUCUAAUGCUCCGUUCCAUAAUUGAUGUCAACUUGCCAAAGUUUUUGAACCAUGAUUUACCUCUCUUUCACGGCAUCACCUCCGACCUCUUCCCGGGAAUUAAAUAUCCCGACCCCGACUAUGCCAUUCUCAAUAACGCUGCUAAGCGUGCUUGCAACCAUAUGAACUUACAAUGCACUGAUUUCUUUUUGACGAAAAUCCAGCAAAUUUACGAAAUGAUGAUUGUUCGGCAUGGAUUCAUGAUUACAGGCUAUCCAUUUGGUGGCAAAACGAGUGCUUAUCGAGGCCAAAUGGACGAAAACAAGGUUCAGAUUACAGUACUGAAUCCAAAGUCCAUCACAAUAGGUCAGUUGUAUGGUCGAUUCGAUCCAAACUCCCAUGAGUGGUCUGACGGUGUUCUGGCUGUCUCGUACCGGGCUUUUGCAGUGUCCCAAACUCCUGAUCGAAAGUGGUUGGUGUUUGAUGGUCCCGUGGACGCUGUCUGGAUUGAGAACAUGAAUACUGUUCUGGACGACAAUAAGAAGCUUUGCCUCAUGUCAGGUGAGAUAAUCCAAUUGGCACCGACCACCAAUCUCAUCUUUGAGCCGAUGGAUCUGGAAGCGGCCUCUCCAGCCACAGUUUCACGAUGCGGCAUGAUCUAUAUGGAGCCCAGCAGUCUUGGGUGGCGACCACUCAUGCAAAGUUGGCUGGCCAAGCUACCUGCCGGAAUGAAAGAAGCUCAAAAGAAGAUUAUUGAAAAUAUGUCUGAGCGCUUUAUUGACGCAGGUCUGACUAUGGUCCGCAAAGGUUCUGGAAAGGAACUCUCACCAACAACAGACAUAAACAUGGUCAGAAGUCUCACUAAUCUGAUUGAUUGCCAACUUGACGACUUUAAGGAUCCCGAUGUUGUUGAUUUCAACGGCGAAGACAACAUCAACUGCAUUGUAGAGUGCAUCUUCCUAUUUUCCUACGUGUGGUCAAUUGGUGCCACGAAGGAUGACAAGGGUCGCAAGCGAUUUGACAAGUUGACCCGCGAGCUCAUGAACGGAGGCAUGACGGAAGACACCCAACGCUAUCUGGCUUUUGUGGAGCAGGUUCCUCCUCCCAUGGAGGACUACAAAUUCCCCUUCCCCAUUAAAGGAAGUGUCUACGACUAUCGUCUUGACUUUACUAUUACCAAACCCAACAAGGACCAGAUGAAAGCUCAGACACUGAGAGAGGAUGAAGACCUAGAAACGAGUGGUGUGAUAACAGCAGACGAAACCGAGAAGAAUGAGGAAAGCGGUGUAGAAUAUCCGAUAAAGUGGACACAAUGGCGCGAGGUUGUUCGUGCCAUGCCCCCCAUCCCUAAGGAUGCCACUUUCAACGAGAUUAUUGUCACCACAGUGGAUACCGUAAGAACGAUGAAGCUGCUUGACCUUCUUGUGAAGCACCGCAAACCCUGCCUCUUUAACUUUCUUUUCAACGUUCUGGAUAAAAACGUGUACAAACCAAACGUAAUCAACUUCUCAGCGCAAACCAGCGCUAAUCAGACACAGAACAUGAUAAUGGGGAAGUUGGAUAGACGCCGAAAGGGGGUAUAUGGACCACCUGUGGGAAAGAGAAUGAUCUGCUUUGUUGACGACUUAAACAUGCCGGUGCGGGAGGUCUAUGGAGCCCAACCACCCAUUGAGUUGCUCCGUCAGUGGCUUGAUCACGGUAAUUGGUACGAUUUAAGGGACAAUUCGGUCCUAAAAUUGAUUGACCUUCAAUUUGUGGGCGCAAUGGAUCCACCGGGUGGUGGACGAAAUCCUGUAACCCCUCGAUUUCUGCGCCAUCUGAACACAAUCGCGAUAAACGAUUUCUCGGAGGAUACCAUGAAAACGAUCUUUAAUAAGAUCAUGAAUUGGCACUUUAUGGCCCACAAUUUCCCAAGGGAAUUCAGUCCAGAAUUGGCUGAAUUGCUGGUAAACGCCACUUUCGAAGUUUACCAACAAGCCACUUUGAACCUGCUGCCGACACCGGAGAAGUCGCACUACCUCUUUAAUCUGCGCGACUUUAGUCGCGUUAUUUAUGGCGUGAUGUUGAGUCGGCCAGAGUCAACAGCUGCUCCGGUUGCACUGAAACGUCUCUGGCUUCACGAAGUACACCGCGUCUACUACGAUCGUCUCAUUGACGACGCAGAUCGCUCGUGGUUCUUUGAGACAGCCAAAAAUGUUCUCAAGGAUAAACUGAACAUUGAACUGAAUGGGCUCUGUAAAAAUCUUGCAGAUAGAAGUGGUGAGGUGACCCAAGAUAGUUUGCGCUCUCUGAUGUUCUGCGAUUUUGUGGAUCCGAAGGGGGAUCGACUCUACGUGGAAGUGCCUGAUGUUGAGGCGUUACGUAAGAUUGUGGAGGGCUUCCUCGACGAGUAUAAUUCAAUGAGCAAGAAGCCAAUGAAUUUGGUCCUCUUCCGCUUUGCCAUUGAGCACGUUUGCCGCAUCACACGCAUCCUCAAGACGCCAAGGUCUCACGCCCUCCUCGUUGGUGUUGGGGGCUCGGGAAGACAGUCUCUUACCCGUCUUGCCGCUCACAUCUGCGACUACGACCUCUUCCAGGUGGAACUAUCCAAAGCUUAUGGUAUGAACGAGUGGAAUGAAGACCUCAAACGCAUCCUGCGAAAGACCACGGAGACGGAGAACCACUCCGUCUUUCUUUUUACUGACACCCAGGUGAAGCAGGAAUCGUUUGUGGAAGACCUGAACAACCUUCUAAAUGCUGGAGAGGUGCCCAACCUCUUCCCACCUGAUGAGAAGCAGGAAGUAUGCGAGAAGAUGCGCGUCCUUGAUAGGCAGCGUGACCGAAGCAAACAGACCGACGGCUCGCCUGUGGCUCUCUUUAACUACUUCAUUCAAAAAACUCGAGAUCAGCUUCACGUGUCGUGGCCUGAGGACGCAUUGACGGCUGUCGCAACGAGGCAAUUACAAUCCGUAGAGAUGUCUCCAGAAGUGCGCCAAGGAUGCAUCAAUCUGUGCAAGUACUUCCAUACAAGCACUCAAGACCUGUCCAUUCGAUAUCAACUGGAGUUGGAAAGACAUAACUACGUCACCCCGACAUCUUAUCUCGAACUCAUUUCCACUUUCAUAACGCUUUUGGAUGAAAAGAGGAAGUCGGUGCUGAUGCAAAAAAGCCGCUACGAGGUGGGUCUGGAGAAGUUGGGCAGCGCGGCAGAGGACAUCACGUUGAUGUCGAAGGAGUUGCUGGAGCUGCAGCCAAAGUUGGUGCAGGCGAGCAAGGAGGUUGACGCGACCAUGGCGAUAGUAGAGAAGCAGAGCACUGAGGCAGCUAAGCAGGAGAAGGUGGUGCGGGCCGAUGAGGCGGUGGCCAACGAGCAGGCUAGCGCCGCGCAGGCCAUUAAACAGGAAUGCGAUGAUGACCUUGCUGGAGCCAUUCCCAUCCUCGAAACAGCUCUCAAGGCUCUCGAAACUCUAACUCCCGCGGAUAUAACAAUUGUGAAGACCAUGAAGUCACCCCCAAUGGGUGUUCGACUGGUUAUGGAAGCGGUUUGUGUGCUGAAGGGUGUAAAACCAGAUAAAAUAAACGAUCCUGGGGGCUCUGUUAAAAAAAUUGAUGACUUCUGGGGUCCCUCCAAGAGACUCCUAGGUGACAUGAAAUUCUUGGAACACUUGAAGACCUACGACAAAGACAACAUUCCUGAUGGAAUUAUCAAGACGAUUAGGGAGAAGUAUAUUCCCAAUCCAGACUUCAAACCCGAAAGAAUUGCUGUUGCCUCAACGGCAGCUGAGGGUCUCUGUAAGUGGGUCAUUGCUAUCGACGCCUACGAUAAAGUCGCAAAGAUUGUUGCACCUAAGAAGAUUGCUCUUGCAAAAGCUAUGGAGGAAUACAAUAUCGCUAUGGAGGCCCUCAACAAAAAGCGGGCUGCUCUUAAGGUUGUACAGGAUAAGCUCCAGGCUCUCACCAAUGAACUAAACAUUAACAAACAGAAGAAGAUUGAGCUUGAAAAUAAGGUGGAUAUCUGUACGAAGAAAUUGGAGCGCGCUGAACAGCUGAUCGGUGGUUUGGGCGGCGAGAAGCAACGAUGGACUGAUAAUGCCAAGAACCUUGGGGAGCAAUAUGCCACCCUUACCGGCGAUAUUCUCGUCUCCAGCGGUGUGGUGGCCUAUUUGGGAGCAUUCACUCCCACAUUUCGAGCUGAGCAGACAGCUGAUUGGCUUGCAAAGGUCCAAAACUCGGUGAUUCCUUGUUCCAACGUGUUUAGUCUUGUUGCGACUCUCGGUAGCCCUGUGACUAUCAGAGCUUGGAAUAUCGCUGGUCUGCCAACAGAUGACUUUUCUAUCGAAAAUGGUAUUAUAACAACCACGGCCCGUAGAUGGCCACUCAUGGUUGAUCCACAAAUGCAGGCAAAUAAGUGGAUUAAGAAUAUGGAGAAGAAGAAUAACUUGGUUAUUGUAAAACUGUCAGACAGUGAUUUUAUUCGAAGUAUGGAGAACAGCAUUCAGUUUGGGAUACCGGUGCUACUAGAAAAUGUGGGCGAGGAGUUGGAUCCCGUGCUGGAGUCACUUCUCUUGAAACAGACUUUCAAGCAGGGUGGUGCUUUGUGCAUCAAACUAGGGGAUUCAGUCAUCGAAUACUCACCGGAUUUCAAGUUCUACAUAACCACUAAGCUUCGAAAUCCACACUAUAUGCCUGAGGUUGCAGUGAAAGUGACCUUGGUGAACUUCAUGAUUACCAGCGAAGGGCUUAAUGACCAGUUACUAGGCAUUGUGGUAGCACGUGAACGACCUGAGCUUGAGGACGAGAAAAAUAAACUCAUUCUUCAAGGCGCUGCAAACAAGAAGAAGCUGAAGGAGCUGGAAGAUCAGAUCCUCACCGUGCUUUCUGCAUCAGAGGGCAACAUUCUAGAGGACGAGAGUGCCAUCCAGGUACUCAACUCCUCCAAGGAACUCUCUAAUGAGAUCGUGGAGAAACAAUCUUACUUUGAAGAGACAGAGAAGAAAAUUGAUGUUGCCAGGAUGGGCUACCUUCCUAUUGCCAUUUAUACCUCAGUUCUCUUUUUUUCCAUUGUCGACAUGGCUAACAUUGAUCCGAUGUACCAGUAUUCUCUCAGCUGGUUCAUAAAUCUCUUCAACUUAGCCAUUGAAAAUUCAGACAAAUCAGACGAUUUACAACAGCGGUUAGAGAUCUUGAAAGAUUACAUUACGUACUCGCUCUACUGCAACGUCUGUCGAUCCCUGUUUGAAAAGGACAAACUACUCUUCUCCUUCCUACUGGUGAUAAAUUUAGGUAAACAUAGGAAGGAGAUAAACGAGACAGAAUGGCGAUUUCUCCUCACUGGUGGCGUUGGUCUCGACAAUCCACACUCCAACCCUUCGUCUUGGCUUCCGGCAAAGCAGUGGGAUGAACUCUGUCGUAUGUCAGCACUGCCAAGAUUUACCAAGCUCAGAGAAAAUUUCACCAGUCGAUUAGCGCAAUAUCAAGCAAUUUACGACCACCCAAAUCCACACACAAUCCCUCUGCCCAAACCCUACGACGAGGAGAUUACAGACUACCUUGGCAAAAUGCUCUUCAUCCGCAUUCUUCGGCCCGACAGGAUGACAUCUAUUGUUCAGGACUACGUUACCGACUAUCUGGGGAAAAAAUUUAUUGAGCCACCGCCGUUCGACUUGCCCGGCUCUUUUGCAGACUCAAACAGCAUCACGCCUCUACUCUUCGUGCUCUCACCUGGCUCUGAUCCUAUGGCCGCAUUACUCAAAUUCGCAGACGAUAUUGGCUUCGGCGGCACCAAGUUUGAGUCUCUCUCGUUGGGUCAAGGCCAGGGUCCUAUUGCCCAACGGAUGAUGGAAAAUGCCAUCAAGGAGGGUACGUGGGUCCUUUUGCAGAACUGCCAUCUGGCUCCCUCCUGGAUGCCUACUUUGGAGAAGCUUGUGGACGAGAUCGAACCGAACACCACCCAUCCCGAUUUUCGACUGUGGUUGACCAGUUAUCCCAGUUCCAAUUUCCCCGUAACUAUUUUGCAGAAUGGUGUCAAAAUGACUAACGAGCCUCCAAAGGGUCUGAGAUUCAACCUCUGGCGAUCCUACCUGAGUGACCCCAUCGCUGAUCCAGAGUUCUUCUCCACUUGUCUCAAGCAGGGCACGUGGAAGCGAAUGCUUUACGGUUUGAUCUUUUUCCAUGCGGUAGUGCAGGAGAGGAGGAAGUUCGGACCUCUUGGAUGGAAUAAUCUCUACGAGUUCAAUGAAACUGAUUUGCGGAUUUCUGUUCGACAAUUGCACAUGUUCCUCAAUCAGUAUGAUACGGUUCAUUAUGAGGCACUUCGGUACCUGACGGGAGAAUGCAAUUACGGUGGUAGAGUAACGGACAGUUGGGAUCGCCGCACCCUUUUGACCAUUUUAGAGAAAUUUUACUGUCCCGCAUUGGUUGAAGAUCCAGAUUAUAAGUUUGACGAAAGUGGACUUUAUUACGUCCCAUCCGAAAGAACCUAUGAAGAGUACAUUGAUUUCAUCAAGACGCUUCCAUUAAAUCCUUCUCCGGAGAUCUUUGGAAUGCAUCCAAAUGCUGACAUAACCAAAGACAAUCAGGAAACGGCACUGCUUUUCAAUAGUGCUCUUCUUACGCAGUCAAAAGGAGGCUCAUCAUCGGGAGCCUCGCAGGAUGAGACCUUGGAAGACGUGACAACGGGCAUCCUUAGUCGCCUGCCCGAAAACUUCGACCUUGAGUUGAUCUUACGCAAGUACCCUACCCUCUAUGAGCAAAGUAUGAAUACAGUGCUGGUCCAGGAGCUGACGCGCUUUAACCGGCUGCUUGACAUAAUUCGCACCAGUCUGACUGACCUACGCAAAGCCAUUAAAGGUCUGAUUGUGAUGUCACCCGAUUUCGAGAACGUGGUCGUCUCCAUCCUCGAGUCUAAGAUUCCCGCAAUGUGGAUGGCUAAAUCCUACCCUUCACUCAAACCACUAGGCUCCUAUAUCAACGACUUUUUGCUCCGAAUCCAGUUUUUCCAGGAGUGGUGUGACAAUGGCGCACCACCGAACUUCUGGAUUUCCGGCUUCUUCUUUACACAAGCUUUCCUCACUGGUGUGCAGCAGAACUACGCUCGAAAGUACGCGAUUCCCAUUGACCUGCUCACUUUCGAUUUCGAGGUCAUGGAAGACCAUGAGUUCAGUGAACCACCCGCAGAUGGAGCCUAUGUCUACGGACUCUUCCUCGAUGGGGCUCGAUGGAACAGAGCAAAAAAAGUGGUUGAUGAGUCGCUUCCAAAGAUUUUACAAGAUUCUGUACCCACAAAGACUGACCUUAUGCCACGGCGCACCUACCAGACUCCAGUCUACAAGACAAGUGAGCGUCGUGGCGUCCUCUCGACCACCGGCCACUCCACCAACUUUGUGCUCGCUAUAGAUCUGCCGACGGAGAAGGCACCGGAGCACUGGAUCCUACGCGGAGUCGCUCUGCUCUGUCAAUUGGACGAUUAG